GCGCAGUGCCACACAAACGAAGAAUCUCCACCUUGACAACUUCCUAAAGUAACAUGUGAGAAAACGUGCUUUAUUGCUAUCGCACUGUUUACAGACAUUCAUAUGACAAUAUCUUUUACUUUAUCGCGACUUGUAUAUGACAAUAUCUGCCAGAGUCUGUAAUAAAGAGCGCUGUUUUAGAGACGUUCGCCGGCUGUGGUGAACAGUCGAGCUGAACGCGUGUUGAAAAUGCCUGCAGUCACUGUGUUUGUCAGGAGAUUACCUGCAACAGCCACCAAUGAACACCUGGCUGAGGUUUUCUCUGAAAUAGGACCGCUGAAGAAUUGCUUUGUUGUCAGGGACAGAGAGACUGAAAAAUGUCGUGGCUUUGGAUAUGUUACAUUCUCAAUGGAAGAUGAUGCACAGCGGGCCAUAAAAGAAGUCAGAGAAUAUGAAGGCGAGAAGAUAUUUGUAACCGUGGCCAAGAAAAAACCUGAUGAUAAGAAAAAGAAGAAGAAAGUAAAAACAGAAGGAGAUUCAGAAGAUAAAAAGAAACCAAAGCAUGAACCUACAGAAACCAAAAGUCCUGCAAAGAGAACAGGCAUAAAGAAGAUCAAACUGAAAGCUCGUCUGAUCAUCAGAAAUCUCAGCUUUAAGUGUGAAGAUGAUGAUUUAAAACAGAUCUUCUCUGAGUUUGGAACAGUGAUGGAGGCCAAGAUUCCCUUAAAACCAGACGGAAAGAAGCGAGGUUUUGCAUUUGUGCAGUUUAAGAAUAUGGCAGAAGCUGGAAAAGCUCUGGCUGCGAUGAACCUGAAGGAGAUCAAAGACAGACAGGUGGCUGUGGACUGGGCCAUUGCAAAAGACAAGUAUCUCGCCAACCAAUCAGCAGGAGCAGCUGGAACCAUCAAAGAAGAGAAUGUGAAUUCUAAAGGUGCAGGAGAUGACGGGAAAGAAAAAGAGGCCAAAAAAAAGCCCACAUUACAGGAAGAAAAGGAUGAUUCUGAGUCAGAAGAAGAAGAGGCAUCCGAGGAUGAUGAUGAUGAAGCUAAUAGUAGUGAAGAGGAUGAUGCAGAAAAUGAGUCUGAAUCUCAGCAGACAGACAGUGAUGCCAGUGAACCUGAAGAUGAUGACUCUGAUGACACUGGGGGAAAAACUUCUCCAAAGAAGAAGAGAGACCCUCUUCCUUCGGAUGUGAAUGAGGGAAGAACCAUCUUCAUCAGAAAUCUAGCCUUUGACACAGAUGAAGAGGGUUUGGAAGAAGUGUUGUUGCAGUUUGGUGAGCUUAAAUACGUACGUGUGGUGAUGAGCGUGGACACCGGAUAUUCAAAAGGUUGUGCUUUUGCUCAGUUCAAAAGUAAAGAAGGGGCAGACAAAUGUAUCGCUGCUGCUGCUGAAGAUGAAAAAGAAUUUGGUGGCAUUAGGGUUGAUGGAAGGAGAUUGAAUGUUCUGCCUGCAGUAAACAGAGAAGACGCUGUCAAAUUCAAGGACAAGAAAGUGAAAACUCACACAGGCUCCGAACUUUACCUCGCCAGAGAGGGCUUGAUUCGUCCUGGAUCCAAGACUGCAGAGGGAGUUUCAGAAACUGACUUGGCCAAGAGGACAAGAUUUGAGGAACUGAAAAGGGCAAAGUUAAAGGACAUGAACAUUUAUGUGUCUAAAACACGGUUGUGUGUUCAUAACCUGCCUAAGAUUGUGGAUCAACAGAAACUUCAGAAGCUCUGUUUCUCUGCUGCUGGGGGUAAAGGGGUCCGCAUUGCUGAGUGUCGUGUGAUGUAUGACAAGAAGCCUAUUUGUGGUCAGGUGAUCGGCAAGUCUCUGGGAUAGUUUGUGGAGUUUAAAGAGCAUGAGCAUGCUCUACAAGCCCUUCGUCACCUCAACAACAACCCAGACAUUUUUGGACCCCAAAAGAGACCCAUAGUGGAGUUCUCUCUGGAGGAUGGAAGGAAGCUGAAACUUAAAGCCAUUCGUUUGGAAAACAGCAAGAAGCAACUCAAAAAUGGCAGUAGCCAAAAAGGAGAGCAACUGCCGCAGCUGCAGCAGCAUUCGGGGAAGAAGACAGGACCCUUGAGCAAAGCAAAUGCAGCUAAUGUUGUUAAACAGGAGAAAGAACAAGGAAGACAGUACAGCGGCUUUAUGACCAAACCAGAGGUGGAGCAUGUAGAACUGAAGGACGGCAAAAAACGGCCCAAGGUUCUGCACAUGCCUUCACACAGAGGCCCAAAGAUAAGGAAACGCGAUAAAGGGAAACAACCCAUGAUACAACCCAAGAAACAGAAGAAAGUGCCCAGCAGGAAAGAGAGAAAGGGCUCUUCUUUCAUUGAGAAAUCUAGCAUGAACAGAAAACCGAAUAGCAAACCUGCAAAACGAAAGUUCCAGAGCAGAGAGGAUGUCCGCUUUGACACACUGGUGAACCAGUACAAAAAGAAACUAAUGGGAACAUCAAAUACUAAGACUGCAGUCAAAAAGAGCAAAUGGUUCUGCUGAACAUGUGAGACUGAAAGAACAUGUUAAAAAUUUAGAAAACCUCUCAGAGGACGAUUAAAUUUAAUACUUUUGACUCUUGAGUUUUUAAAAUGGAAAAAGUCAGUUUUUCACCAUUCGAUUUUGUUUGUUUGCCUCAGAAGUAUUUCCUUUAUAGAUUUAACAAUGCAGAGAUGGUUCCAAUAUGCAACACACUGUUUUGUGGGGAUGUCUUUUGAACUACAUAUGUUUGUCAAGAGAGUUCCACGCCAAGUUUCAUGUAUCCUGCUGUUCUGGCACAGAGUUUUUUUAAACAUUACAAAGACAGGAUGAAUCGCAAA
Messenger RNA from Cyprinus carpio (common carp), 2780 nucleotides. RefSeq names its product RNA-binding protein 28-like. Gene Ontology annotation, molecular function: RNA binding. The record is from RefSeq and is a predicted model, not a curated record. NCBI's taxonomy places the organism in Eukaryota, Metazoa, Chordata, Actinopteri, Cypriniformes, Cyprinidae.